GUUGAAUUCCACAACUCUGCAUCAGGUUUCGACCUCCGAAGCCGGAGUCCGGUCCGCGUCUUCUCUCAGACCGCGGGUCUUUCCCGGGUAAACACGGAAGUCGUACCGGAAUCGCGUUGGCUUUGCUCCGUCAGCGUCGGCGCUCUGUCAAACCCAUGCCACUGUGUCACAGGAUCGCCGUCUGAAGCCAUGCUGCGCCUAACGCCUCUGUUUAUCGGCGUCCUCUGCCUCUGUCAAGUUUGCGGCCAUCCAUUGCAACGUAGAGAUGCAGGAGAAACUCUUAAACCUCCGGUCAAAAUUGAGGCUCCAGAUGGUUCUUCAGAAAAAGUACAAAAUGAUUCAAAAGUUGAUGAGGUGAACCCGACAGAUCAUAAAGAGCCAGUGGAUGAAACCCCAAAGGAACAACAGAAAAACACACCUGAAACAGCGGUCGAAGUGGUUCCUAAGGAAGAAGACCCUAAAAAACACGAAGAUGCUAAAAAAGAUGAAGAUAAUCCUGAUCCAGAUAAAACAGAUGCUAAAAACCUUCCCACAGAAACUAAAGAAAGCGAAGAAAAGCCCACACUUGACCCAAACGAAAAAGACAAAGCCAAUAAGGCUAGUGGGGAAACACUGAAAGAAGAUGAAGAGCCCAAAGAGACCACAGCUGAACACAAAGACGAUGAACAAAAAGACUUUAAAGCAGGUGGAGAUGGUGGAGAUGGUGGAGGUAAAUCAAAAGAGGAGGGCCAAGGGGAGCAACAAAGUAGUGAAAAGGUUGAGGAGAAGCCGACCGCAGCUGACCAGAAGGAAGAGGCUGAAGACAACCCUCAGCCUCCUGAAGAGGCGACAGAAGAAACGGUUGGCAAGAGUGAAGAGAAGCCCCCCGUAAUCGAGGGUCCUACAGAAGAAGAAGAACAAAACGCUGAAGACGAACAAAACGGUGACUCCGCAAAUGAAGAUGAAGAAGGUGAAGAUACCGGCGACGAUGCUUUACUGGAAAAGGAUGCGUUCAUCAGCAAAACGGGGAAGAAGGAGGGUAACGAGAAAGUUCGUCAGCCGCAGGAGAACGAGGAGAACAGCCAUUUCUUUGCCUACCUGGUCUGCGCCGUCAUCCUGGUGGCUGUGCUGUAUAUCGCCAGUCACAACAAGCGCAAGAUCAUCGCCUUCGUCGUCGAGGGCCGGAGAUCGAGAGGCUCGCGCAGACCCAAGACUUCAGAUUACCUCAAACUCGACCAGAACUGAGAAACAAAAGUCAGAUGAGUCAGCGCUGGAUGAAGAAAAUGAUUUGAACUGUGAUUUUAAAACUUGAAUUAUCCACAAUGAGGCGUAUAUCACCACUCAUAAACAUUACACAGCAUCUAACUCAUCCAAGCUGUCUCUAACUCAUCCAUCCAUAGCAUGUCAGGUCUGUCGAAAACAGCGUCUCUCGUACUUCUAAAACUUCUGGGAUGAUCUUCAGUCAGGUACAUAUUAUAGCUGUUGGUUCUCUGGCCUCUUGUUCAAUUCAGUUACCGAGCCUUUUUUUGGUAGCGUUUUUCUCAAUGUAUUUCUUGGUGAAAUUUGUGACGCGGAAGGAACCGAUACGUACGUUUUUUGAGAGUAUACGUUGUUUGCUAUUUCGUGAAGAUGGGUGAUGUUUUCCGAGGGAUGCCAUACCACACGUUUUUUUCUACGGGUGUGGAUUAGAAAAGGAGCGGCGAGCUUUUGUUCUUAUGUUAAAUAUGUUCAAAAUACGGUGAAAGCGUCUAAACCGCUCUGCGGAUGCCGAGUUAACUUCAAAGGGUUUAAAAAAAAAAAAAAAAAAAAAAAAAAAAGUUUUGCUUGCUGGCCCGGUCAGACCAGUAGUUCAGAUUCACAACUCCACAAAAUAAUUCAAUGCGUCGGAAAGAAACGUCUUUACGUUCUUUUCUGUUUAAUGUAGUUUUUCCUGACCCCAAAAUAGCAUAAUUUAUUAGGGUCCAAAGCAAUAAAAGCUAGAAAUGAAUCUCGAGUUGGAUAACGUGCAUGCCAUCCGUGCUGUGAGUCCGUUUAGAUCGUAUUUGAAUUGAUCAGUUAGUGCUUCGGUUGUGUUUGUGUGUGUUUUUUUUUUUUUUGGACUGCAUUUAGACACUUUGAGGUGAAAAAACCCCACUAAAGCCCUGCUCUUUUGCACUUUUCAUUCAAGCUUUGGCUCGAGUGACUUUAACGUUGAAAGAAGCCAUCCGGUCGUGCAGUCGCUCCACUGUUUAGCUGAUGAAGAAACCACUGUUGUUUUUGGGGUGUCCACGCUUGAUUUAUGAAGCAGGAUUUCUGUGCCAAAUCUAGACAAUGCCCAGGAGUGAGAAACAAACGGGUGUAUUAUUCAUACUUCCCUUGAUCCUAAAAGUGUCUGUUUCAAACACCAUCACGGUCCUGGCGUGCCUGCUGUGAUUCCCGCUCUUUAAGCCUGUGAUUUAAUGAUUUGACAUUUAACCAGUGUCUUUGCACAACCACUUUUCUUGAAAUCCUGGGUCUAUUUUGAAUUAUUACAUGGGUGAAAAUAUCUAAAGGGGGUUUGACUUACCUGUUUACUGUGGUCGAUCUUUUAUCACUAUUAAGCUUUUUCACAAGUGAUUUUCUUUCUACGCUGAAAAGAGAUGGAAUAAAGGUUUGAGUUUUUUUCCUCUGA
Puntigrus tetrazona (Sumatra barb) is the source of this 2629-nucleotide messenger RNA. It is a transcript of the gene tgoln2, whose product is annotated as trans-golgi network protein 2. Lineage: Eukaryota; Metazoa; Chordata; Actinopteri; Cypriniformes; Cyprinidae. The coding region runs from base 190 to 1224 and encodes 344 amino acids. The record is from RefSeq and is a predicted model, not a curated record. The transcript has 4 exons.